CGCCUCCGGUGCCCCUUCAAGUCUCCUUCGCGCCUGUGUCUCCCGGCUUCGCUCCCGCGUCCUCGCACCGGACUCCACGUGCCAGCCACGGAAGUGGGUUCGCGCCGCUCAGUGGCUGCUCCCAGCGGCUUCCGUCGCCACGGUGGCGGCCACUGCAUCUCGUCCCACCGCCGCGGCCCUGAGCGCCGUGGUGCCGGCGUGUCCGGAGCCUAUGACCAGCCAGGGCCAGCCAGCGUCCGGCUCGUCGGCUUGGAGCUCGGUUUUCCGCCAUGUCCGAUACGAGAACUUGGUGGCGGGCGUGAGCGGUGGAGUGCUGUCCAACCUCGCGCUGCACCCGCUGGACCUCGUGAAAAUACGCUUCGCCGUGAAUGAUGGAUUGGAACUAAGACCGAAGUAUAAAGGAAUUUUGCAUUGUCUGACUACUAUUUGGAAGCUUAAUGGAGUGCGAGGACUUUACCAAGGAGUAACUCCGAACGUGUGGGGUGCAGGUUUAUCCUGGGGACUCUACUUUUUUUUUUAUAAUGCCAUCAAAUCAUAUAAGACAGAUGGAAGAACUGAACAGUUAGAGGCGACAGAAUACCUUAUCUCGGCUGCUGAAGCUGGAGCCAUGACCCUCUGCCUUACAAACCCAUUAUGGGUAGCAAAAACCCGCCUGAUGUUGCAGUAUGAGAGUGAGGUCAACCCUCCACAUCGACGGUACAAAGGACUGUUUGAUACACUCAUGAAAAUUCAUAAGUAUGAAGGUGUGCGAGGACUGUAUAAGGGAUUUGUUCCUGGGCUCUUUGGGACGUCACAUGGUGCUCUUCAGUUCAUGACAUAUGAAUUGCUGAAGUUGAAAUACAACCAACAUAUCAAUAGAUUACCAGAAGCCCCGUUGAGCACACCAGAGUAUAUAUCUGUCGCAGCACUGUCCAAGAUAUUUGCGGUAGCAGCAACAUACCCAUAUCAAGUUGUGAGAGCUCGUCUUCAGGAUCAACACAUUUUUUACAAAGGUGUGCUGGAUGUGAUCACAAAGACAUGGAGGAAAGAAGGCAUCGGUGGAUUUUACAAAGGCAUUGCCCCCAAUUUGAUUAGAGUCACUCCAGCCUGCUGUAUUACCUUUGUGGUGUAUGAACACGUCUUACAUUUUUUACUUGACCUGAGAAAAAACAAAGUAAGCUAAAAGGAAAUCAUUUCAAAGGACCUGCUGCAGGCAGAUAGCCUCCGUCCUAGGGUCUGAAAUGUAAAACUCAGAAGAGUCCUGCCCCCAGCCUGCUCACAGUGAAAGUGGUCCAUAAUCGCUACAAGAAGUCCGAACUGCGGUGUCUUCACGGGUUUCCUGCUUUCUGCCCGGUGUGCAUGCAUGCGGACCUGGCUAGCCUCUGCCUGAAACAUCUGCCCUCAGCACAGCGUGAACACUGGCGGCCAGCAGUGUAGACUUGCAAAAAUUCAUCUGUUUUAUUCAAGUAGAAAUGGAUUUGUAAUAUUUACUAAAUAGACUAGACUAAUUUUCUUGUUUUUCUCAACUCAUUUGCCUGGGUUGUCUUAAUUUGAAAAAUACCUGCCAUCUGAUGCCAUUCCGUUGCUAAUGUUUUCGUUUUCAGAGGUUUUUCUAUAAUUUAAAAGAUAACCCUGGAUCCAGUUUUAGUGUUUUGGCAGAGAUACUUAGUGUGUUUUAAACGUACGAAAUCUGAACUUGUAGGAUCCUCCUACGAAUCACUUACUGAAGAUGCUAACAGAAUCCCUUAUACAACCGCUGGGACCUUUGGGAUGUGUUUGUUGACAGACUAAGAAAACGAGUCUGCAUCCCACUUGAAUGGUACUCUUCUUUAACUCUGGGACAUAUGGGACCAGAUCCCAAGUACAUGAUGAAUCUACAUUGGUUGUUUAAAUCCAGGUCUGUAUAGACAUUACAUUCAUAGCCAUUACGGACUCUGCUUUUAUGCAUCAUUGUAAAUGAUGGAAAGGCCUGCCGGGAUAUCAGCGAAGUCCUUUUCUAUUUAUCACAAACAUGAGAAAUGCUGUUGCACUACCCUCUCUGUUGUAAAUAAAACAGCGUGGCUUUCAAAGCCCUAUUUAAUUGGU
Molecule: messenger RNA, 2064 nt
Organism: Echinops telfairi (small Madagascar hedgehog)
Lineage: Eukaryota; Metazoa; Chordata; Mammalia; Afrosoricida; Tenrecidae
Gene: SLC25A32
Product: solute carrier family 25 member 32
Exons: 7
Coding region: 212-1162 (316 amino acids)
Biological process (GO): folate import into mitochondrion; nucleotide transport
Cellular component (GO): mitochondrion
Molecular function (GO): folic acid transmembrane transporter activity; FAD transmembrane transporter activity
Source: RefSeq, a predicted model, not a curated record